AUGCCUGACGCAAUGCCAAUACAAGAGGAGUCCGACCAUUUUUCCCCCUACCGAUCGGACGGGAAGCUCUAUGGCUUCGUGUGUGUGGUUACCGGUGCAAACAUGCCUGUGGGAGGGGCUAUUGUGGCAGAACUGGCAGCCCACGGUGCAGCCAGCAUCUACGCGUGCACGGCGACGGACCAGCCAAGUGGACUACAAUCCACGUUAUCUAGCCUAUACCCAAAGACUAAGGUCAUUGAUUACCCAUACUCGAUCUCGAGCGAGCAGGACACCUUGACUCUAAUAGAUGAAGCGCUCAAUGCCUUCGGGCGCCUUGACGUAUGGGUCUGUAGCUCGGGUCUGCUGGGCCCCCCAUCGAUCGACCAGACGACACCAGCAGACCUGCAAAAAUGCUUCGAGGCGAAUUCGCUCGCGCCAUUCUUCGCCCUGAAGUACGCACCUCACGCGAUGCAGAAGACUAGCCCGAAGGGGAACUACGCCAACGCCGCGCCGAAGGACCAUCGCUACGGGAGCAUUAUUGUUGUCAGCAGCACGGCGAGCACUUAUGGUGGUUGUUGGGGCCCCUGUUUCACGAUGAGCUCUCACGCCGCGUUGGGCGUGGUGAGAAGUGGCGUCGCGGUGCUUAAGGGAACGGGAAUACGCAUCAAUGCGAUUUCUCCCGGGCAGAUUGAUGUUGGUGUAAAUCUCAAGGAUGGAUAUGACACCAAGGGGGCGGGGAUGGGUCAGCAGUUGCCUCCAGCCGAGUUGCAGAGCCCACAGGCACAGGCUAUGAACAUUGGCCUCGAGAGAGCAGGCAUGCCGCAAGAGGUUGGACGCGUUGCAGGCUUUCUAGCCAGUGGGUUCAGCAGCUAUAUAACUGGGGCUAAUAUGGUGGUGGACGGUGGAGCGAGUGUUAUGUGUCCUUUGAUGGUACCCAUAUAG
Messenger RNA from Exophiala aquamarina CBS 119918, 921 nucleotides. RefSeq lists its product as uncharacterized. NCBI's taxonomy places the organism in Eukaryota, Fungi, Ascomycota, Eurotiomycetes, Chaetothyriales, Herpotrichiellaceae. Gene Ontology annotation, molecular function: trans-2-enoyl-CoA reductase (NADPH) activity. The transcript is spliced from 2 exons. Bases 1 to 921 code for a protein of 306 amino acids. Gene Ontology annotation, cellular component: peroxisome. Gene Ontology annotation, biological process: phytol metabolic process. The record is from RefSeq and is a predicted model, not a curated record.